Molecule: messenger RNA, 234 nt
Organism: Miscanthus lutarioriparius
Lineage: Eukaryota; Viridiplantae; Streptophyta; Magnoliopsida; Poales; Poaceae
Source: the annotation of a GenBank genome assembly
AUGGCAUCCAGCAGCAAUCUGAUGAUGGUGCCUCUCCUCGCGCUGCUCUUCAUGUCCGGCACUCUUGAGGCUGCAAGAGCGAGCAAUGACACCUCGGAUCACCACUCGCGAAGCCCUGGCGCCAAUGGAUCUACCAACGCGCCCAGGGGCCGGUUGCUGGGGUCGUCGUCGCAGAGCGUGUUCAGCCUUGACAGCUACGGCGCCCGCGGCGACGGCAGCCACGAUGACACGUAG